CCCUGAUGUGUUCCGGGAUGGCAGCUAGGUGACGACAAUUGAGGAUGACCCUGACUGAAAAACUGCGUGAGAGGAUAUCGCGGGCGUUCUACAACCACGGGCUGUUGUGUGCUUCCUACCCCAUCCUCAUCAUCCUCUUUACUGGUCUCUGUAUUCUGGCCUGCUGUUACCCACUGCUGAAACUGCCACUGCCUGGAACAGGACCUGUGGAGUACAGCACCCCCGUGAAGGAUUACUCUGCGCCCUCUCCAGACACAGGUCUGCAGCAAGGGGACCUUGGCGAGCGUCCCGACUGGUAUGUCGGUGCUCCGGUGGCCUACAUCCAGCAGAUCUUUGUGAAAGCUACCGUGUCCCCAUGGCAGAAGAACUUCCUUGCUGUGGAUGUAUUUCGUUCACCCCUCUCCCGCGUCUUCCAGCUAGUAGAGGAGAUUAGAAACCAUGCCCUGAGAGACAGUUCUGGUGUCAAAAGCUUGGAGGAAGUUUGUCUUCAGGUAACAGAUCUUCUGCCUGGCCUCAAGAAGCUACGGAAUCUGCUCCCCGAACACGGCUGUCUGUUACUGUCUCCAGGGAACUUCUGGCAGAACGACCGUGAGCGAUUCAAUGCUGACCCAGAUAUCAUCAAAACCAUCCACCAGCAUGAACCAAAGACAUUACAAACAUCAGCUACUCUCAAAGACCUAUUGUUUGGACUCCCUGGAAAGUACAGCGGGGUGAACCUCUACAAUAGGAAGCGAGUGGUAUCGUACACUGUCACCCUGGGUCUCCAGCGAUAUGAUUCCAGGUUCCUCAGCAGCCUCCGCUCUCGCCUCAAGCUGCUGCAUCCCAGCCCUAACUGCACGCUGCGAGAGGAGAACAUUGUUCAUGUCCACUUCAAGGAAGAGAUUGGCAUUGCUGAGCUGAUACCUCUCGUCACCACCUACAUUAUACUCUUCGCUUACAUCUACUUCUCCACACGGAAAAUUGACAUGGUGAAAUCAAAGUGGGGACUGGCGCUGGCAGCGGUCGUGACAGUGCUCAGCUCUCUGCUCAUGUCUGUUGGGCUCUGCACGCUGUUUGGUUUGACACCUACGCUCAAUGGAGGAGAGAUAUUUCCAUACCUGGUUGUAGUGAUUGGCCUAGAGAAUGUGUUAGUUCUCACCAAGUCAGUUGUCUCUACACCUGUUGACCUGGAAGUGAAGCUACGCAUUGCCCAAGGUUUGAGCAAUGAGAGCUGGUCAAUUAUGAAGAACAUGGCAACAGAGCUUGGGAUCAUCUUGAUUGGAUAUUUCACCCUUGUCCCUGCCAUCCAGGAAUUCUGCCUCUUCGCUGUGGUUGGCCUUGUGUCUGACUUCUUUCUGCAGAUGUUUUUCUUCACUACUGUGCUGUCCAUUGACAUUCGCCGUAUGGAGCUCGCUGACCUGAACAAGCGGUUGCCAGCAGAAGCCUGCCUGCCCCCAGCGAAGCCUGUCAGCCGCUCUCAGCGCUACGAGCGGCAGCCGGCAAUGCGACCUGCCACCCCCCACACCAUCACCCUGCAGACAUCUUCCUUCAGGAACCUGCGCCUGCCGAAGAGGCUGCGGGUCAUCUACUUCUUCGCCAGGACCCGGCUGGCCCAGAGGCUCAUCAUGGCUGGGACAGUGAUCUGGAUUGGAAUCCUGGUUUACACGGAUCCUGCUGGUCUCCGCACCUACCUCACGUCACAGGUCACCGAACAAAGUCCUUUGGGUGAGGCAGGUCUGCCUCCGAUGCCUGUUCCUGGAGGGGUCCUACCUGCUGGGGACCCCAAGAUUGAUCUCUCAGUCUUCCCAUCGGACCAAAUACAGCUGUCGGAAAACCAGACGCAGCAGCGUGAGCCAAAGUCACAGCUGGAGACAAACCAGCACACUUGGGCCCAAGGACCAGAGGGCAAAGGGAAUGGACAGACAGAGCUUGGAACUGAAGCAGAGGUUACCUGGGGAGCAGAGGAUGAGGAGAUUUGGAGGAAGCUUUCCUUCAGACACUGGCCAUCCCUUUUCAGCUACUACAAUAUCACUCUGGCCAAAAGGUACAUCAGCAUCCUUCCAGCAAUCCCUGUCACACUGUAUCUGAACCCACAAGAGGCCUUAGAAGUGCGGCAUCCCCAGGAGGCAAACCGCUACCACCCCUUCUUGUCUUCAAGCAGCGGAAAGCUGGAUGCUCAAGCUCAGCCUGACCAAGCCUCAUCCAAGCUGCAAGGGCACCAGGAUGUCACUCUUUACAAGGUGGCUGCUCUGGGUCUGGCCUCGGGCAUUAUCCUGGUGCUCCUGCUCUUCUGCCUGUACAAGGUGUUCUGCCCCAAGAACUACGGGCAGAACGGGAUCUCGCACAGCCGGAGGAAGAGGGGGGACCUGCCCUGUGAUGAUUAUGGCUACUCCCCGCCCGAGACAGAGAUUGUCCCCUUGGUGCUGAGGGGUCACCUCAUGGACAUCGAAUGUCUGGCUAGUGAUGGGAUGUUGCUUGUCAGCUGCUGCCUGGUGGGCCAGAUCCGUGUGUGGGAUGCUCAGACUGGUGACUGCCUCACUGUUAUUCCUAAACCAAGGUUGCGACGAGACAGCAGCGGCAUCUUUGACUACCAGGAAAGCUGGGAUCACAGUCCCGAUGGCAAGAACGGUCUGGACGACUCUUAUGAGAACAGUCACCAGCUCAAAAGGAUGCUCAGCCCUCCGCAGCCACCGCUCUUCUGCGACCAGCCAGACCUCACGUCUCUCAUCGACACCAACUUCUCUGAGCAGGUGAAGGUGGCCGAGUCCGAGACGCGGCUCCGCGCAGUGGGCAGUCGCCAGAAGGAGACCGGGUACGACUUCAGCAGCCUGGUGGGUAAAGCGUAUGAAGAGCACGGCUCCUCCAACUCCAUGAGCUUCACGGGCCUCUCCACCCCACAUGGACAGGCUGGAUUCUGCACGGGGAGCGGCAGAGCCCGCUCCCUGGGCUGCGGGACUGAGGAGGGAGGCUGCAGCACCCGCAGGAGGAGCCUGGGGGACGAGUCUUUUACGGGAUUUGACAAAUCCUCGACAUUUCCUUCCUGGGGUGGAGACUUGGAGAGCUCUGUUUGGAGCCUGGACCUGCAAGGGAAUCUGAUCGUGGCGGGCCGGAGUAACGGGAAGCUGGAGGUCUGGGAUGCUAUUGAGGGCACUCUCCGUAGCAGUAAUGAUGAAAGUCAAUCUGGUAUCACAGCACUCGUCUUCCUGAAUAACAGGAUCGUCGCUGCCCGGUUGAAUGGCUCUUUGGAUUUCUUUUCGCUAGAGACACACACAUCCUUGAACCACCUGCAGUUCCGAGGAGCCCCGAGCAGAAGCAGCAUCCCGUCCUCACCGGUGGUCAGCAGCAGCGACAUCAUCCUUUGUCAGCUCACCCACACUGUGUCCUGUGCCCACCAGAAGCCGAUCACAGCACUGAAGGCUGCAGCAGGGCGGCUGGUCACUGGGAGCCAGGACCACACUCUGAGGGUGUUUCGGCUGGAGGACUCGUGCUGUUUGUUCACACUGCAGGGUCACUCGGGAGCCAUCACAGCGGUGUACAUUGACCAGACAAUGGUGCUGGCGAGCGGGGGCCAGGACGGUGCCAUCUGCCUGUGGGAUGUGCUGACGGGAAGCAAGGUCAGCCACAUGUAUGCCCACCGAGGGGACGUCACGUCCCUCACCUGCACAAUGUCCUGUGUCAUCAGCAGUGGCUUGGACGAUGUCAUCAGCAUCUGGGACCGCAGCUCGGGAAUCAAGCUCUAUUCAAUCCAGCAGGAGAUGGGCUGUGGUGCCAGCCUGGGCGUCAUCUCUGACAACCUGCUGGUGACGGGUGGCCAGGGCUGCGUCUCCUUCUGGGACAUUGGCUACGGCGACCUGCUCCAGACC
This is a messenger RNA of Nestor notabilis (Kea), 3842 nucleotides long. It is a transcript of the gene SCAP, whose product is annotated as SREBF chaperone. Gene Ontology annotation, cellular component: endoplasmic reticulum membrane; Golgi membrane. The record is from RefSeq and is a predicted model, not a curated record. Gene Ontology annotation, molecular function: protein binding; sterol binding. Gene Ontology annotation, biological process: SREBP signaling pathway. The annotation marks the transcript as partial. NCBI's taxonomy places the organism in Eukaryota, Metazoa, Chordata, Aves, Psittaciformes, Psittacidae. The transcript has 22 exons.